CCCUUGUGGGUGUUGCUGCUCCGCAAUUGGUUGGCAGAUGGAGGGCGCUGCGCAAAAACAGAGAAGCCGAGCGCUCCGAGCUCAGAAACUGCCAGCAGAGAUCCCAGAAGCUGCAUCUGAGACUGAAGGAGGCAAGCAAGGAGGAGACAGAUAGGUUAAGAGAGAGGAAAAAGAGAGAGAGGGAAAGAGGUUAGGAAGAAACGGCAGGCAAGAAACUGCUCACUACAUUUUUAAAGAGCAAGACUGAAGACACUAAGAGAAGAGACUGGAAAUGCCCCUAAAUGAAAACAAGGAGAGAGAAAUUUCUAACAGACAUUCAAACAGAAAACCGAAGGGAAUGAAAGUUUGAUUCUGCAAAACAUUGGUGCUUUUUCUGCAUAAAAUUUUCUCGCUGGUUUCAAACAUUUUUUCCCCUUUUUCCUAGUGGUUUAUUUAUUUAUUUUUUUCAUUAAAAGGCAUGUUUAACGGCUCCAGCGGUAUCUUUCCCUUCUUCUGUUCCUCCUCUUCUUCCUUCUCGUUCUGCUCUUCCUCCUCCUCCUUUUUCUCCUCCUCCUCCUCUUCCUCCUCCUUCUCCUCCUCCUCCUCCUCCCAUCAGCAGGAAGACAAACCGAGGACAGUCUUGAAACAUCGAAAUUUCCUCCUUGGGAUUUGCCUGCACUGCUCUGCGCCAAGACUAUCGGAAUAAAUAAAAGAAGCCGAAAUACUGUAUUAUCAUUAUCUUAUUAAUUGGCCAGUGGUAAGAUUACAGAUGAGGAGCGGGGACGUCUGCCUUCCUUCGUGUGCCAAGCGCGAAAAAGGAGAGGCUGGAUGGUGGGGGGUAGAACCCUAAAAUGAAGCAAAAGGAAUACUAAAUCUUUCCAAGACACCCCAGCCCCGGCAGUUCUGCCACGUAGUGCACUUUUAUUCAUAUAUAUAUAUAUAUAUAUAUAUUUUUUUUUUUUGGAAGGAUUUUGCUGGGGGUUGGGGUGCUUGGGGGGCUGUUGGCUGCAGAGCAACCUUUCCUUUUUUCCCUGUUGGAGAUGAUUGUGCUAUUAUUCUUUGCCUUGCUCUGGAUGGUGGAGGGAGUCCUUGGCCAGCUGCACUACACGGUGCAGGAAGAGCAGGAGCAUGGCACGUUCGUGGGCAAUAUCGCCGAGGAUCUGGGCUUGGACAUUACAAAACUUUCGGCUCGCCGUUUCCAGACAGUCCCCAAUUCGAGGACCCCUUACUUGGACCUUAACCUGGAGACCGGGGUGCUGUAUGUGAACGAGAAGAUCGACCGUGAACAGAUCUGCAAGCAAAGCCCUUCGUGCGUCCUGCACCUGGAGGUCUUCCUGGAGAACCCGCUGGAGCUGUUCCGGGUGGAGAUCGAGGUGUUGGACAUAAAUGACAACCCACCAGCCUUCCCAGAGCCUGACCUGACUGUGGAGAUCUCGGAGAGCGCUACACCAGGCACCCGAUUCCCACUGGAGAGCGCCUUUGACCCAGACGUGGGCACCAACUCCCUGCGCGACUACGAGAUCACCCCCAACAGCUACUUUUCUCUUGAUGUCCAAACCCAGGGCGAUGGCAAUCGCUUCGCCGAGCUAGUACUGGAGAAACCGCUGGACCGGGAGCAGCAGGCGGUGCACCGAUACGUGCUGACCGCCGUGGACGGGGGAGGUGGAGGAGAAGGAGGAGGGGCAGGAGGCGCCGGGGGAGGGGGAUCACCCCCUCAGCAACAGCGCACGGGCACGGCCCUGCUCACGAUCAGAGUGCUGGACUCCAACGACAAUGUACCCUCCUUCGACCAACCCGUGUACACUGUAUCCCUGCCGGAAAACUCGCCUCCAGGUACUCUGGUUAUUCAACUGAAUGCCACGGACCCAGAUGAGGGCCCAAACGGUGAGGUGGUGUACUCAUUUAGCAGUCACAUCUCACCGAGGGCGCGGGAGCUCUUCGGUCUGUCUCCGCGUACUGGCCGGUUGGAGGUGAGUGGGGAGCUCGACUAUGAGGAGAGUCCAGUUUACCAGGUGUAUGUGCAAGCCAAGGACUUGGGGCCCAACGCUGUGCCCGCGCACUGCAAGGUACUUGUACGGGUGCUGGACGCCAAUGACAACGCACCCGAGAUCAGUUUCAGCACUGUCAAGGAAGCUGUGAGUGAGGGCGCGGCGCCGGGCACAGUAGUAGCCCUGUUCAGUGUGACUGACCGCGAUUCAGAGGAGAACGGGCAGGUGCAGUGUGAGCUGCUGGGUGACGUGCCGUUCCGCCUCAAGUCAUCCUUUAAGAAUUACUACACUAUCGUGACCGAGACCCCACUAGACCGCGAGGCAGGGGACUCAUACACUCUGACCGUUGUGGCCCGGGAUCGCGGGGAGCCAGCACUGGCCACCAGCAAGUCCAUCCAGGUGCAGGUAUCAGACGUGAACGACAAUGCUCCGCGCUUCAGCCAGCCUGUCUACGACGUGUAUGUGACCGAAAACAACGUCCCAGGAGCCUACAUCUACGCUGUAAGCGCCACUGACCGGGACGAAGGGGCCAACGCCCAACUUGCCUAUUCCAUCCUGGACUGUCAGAUCCAGGGCAUGAGUGUCUUCACUUACGUGUCCAUCAACUCAGAGAAUGGUUACUUGUACGCGCUUCGCUCCUUUGACUAUGAGCAGCUCAAGGACUUCAGCUUCCAGGUGGAAGCCCGGGACGCAGGCAGUCCCCUUGCCCUGGCCGGCAAUGCCACGGUCAACAUCCUCAUCGUAGACCAGAACGACAACGCCCCCGCCAUCGUGGCGCCCCUUCCUGGGCGCAACGGGACCCCAGCGCGUGAGGUGCUACCUCGCUCGGCAGAACCUGGCUACCUUCUCACGAGGGUGGCGGCGGUGGACGCAGACGACGGAGAGAAUGCCCGCCUCACUUACAGUAUCGUACGGGGCAAUGAGAUGAGUCUAUUCCGCAUGGAUUGGCGCACGGGGGAGCUCCGCACCGCGCGCAGGGUGCCCGCCAAGCGCGACCCCCAGCGGCCUUACGAACUGGUGAUUGAGGUGAGGGACCAUGGGCAGCCUCCUCUGUCAUCCACCGCAACGCUGCAGGUGCAACUGGUAGACGGGGCAGUAGAGCCUUUGGGCGGCGGCGGAGGCGGAGCAGGAGGGGGCCCUGGUGGAGAACACCAGCGUCCUAGCCGCUCCGGCGGCGGGGAGACCUCUCUAGACCUCACUCUCAUUCUUAUUAUCGCUCUUGGCUCCGUGUCUUUUAUCUUCCUACUGGCCAUGAUAGUGCUGGCAGUACGCUGCCAGAAGGAGAAAAAGCUUAACAUAUACACGUGCCUGGCGAGCGACUGCUGCCUUUGCUGCUGCUGUUGCUGUGGGGGCGCGGGCAGCGGGGGCUCCUCCUGCUGCAGCCGUCAAGCCAGGGCGCGCAAAAAGAAGCUCAGCAAGUCGGACAUUAUGUUGGUUCAGAGCUCCAAUGUACCCAGCAAUCCCGCACAGGUACCAGUGGAGGAGUCCGGAGGGUUUGGCUCCCAUCACCACAACCAGAACUACUGCUAUCAGGUCUGUCUGACUCCAGAGUCUGCCAAGACCGACCUGAUGUUCCUCAAACCCUGCAGCCCUUCCCGGAGUACUGACACUGAGCACAACCCCUGCGGGGCCAUCGUCACUGGCUACACCGAUCAGCAACCCGAUAUCAUCUCCAACGGCAGCAUACUGUCCAACGAGGUAAGGCUCAAGCGAAAGGACCACCAUCUAUCAUCUCCUCCAUCAGAAAGCCUCCUCUAGCCCGGCACAUCCAUCCACUGGUGCACCGUACUCUCUCUCUCUCGCCUUGGCUGCCCCUGUGUAUUUAUUUAUUUAUUUAUUUAUUUAUUUAUUUAUUUAUUUAUUUAUAUAUUUAUUUAUUUUAGGAUCUUAGCUUCCUCCUAACGUUAGGGAAGAAGGCUGGCACUUUCCUUCCUCCUUGUAUAACUCGAUGCUCCCAAUCCUCUGUGCACUCUCCUUUCCACAAUCAUUUUGAUUCCUCCUCUCCUAUGCCUCCCCCCCACACACACACACUUUUACUUCCCCACUUCCCUCCCUUCAUCCUUCUCUUUUAACUUCCUUUUUGUCCAUUAAGUUCCCAGAAAGCCAGUCUGGGGAAUAGGGAAAGGGGCGGGGGGAGAGGGGGAGUGAGCUCCAGCACACAUUCAAACAUCUUUCCUCUCUCUGCGUCCGUCUGUCCUAGUGUUUAAUAAAGUGGAUUCUCAUUUGCUUUGUUUAUCAAUGCUUUCAAUCGCCUGUAAACAGAAGCUAAAGUGUGUUUUAACUCUACACAGUUGUCCAAACUCAAUAUGUACCUUUGAUCGAAUGAAUUAUCAGCUCUAUUUCUUCUGAACUCCCAUUGCAAAACGAGCCAGCCAGCAGUUCUCUCUACUCUGGACAGCAACACAGACACUGUUGCAAUCACAUGCCCACCCCGUGUGAAUUUGAAUGAAGCUGGCCUGGCACUGCCCCUUGCUAGAUUAGAUUUACUGGAAUGGUUUCACGGUCACCAGUCCAGCUAUAUUUCUCUUAGUUAAUGACCACCCUCUUUCUUUUCUUGCCACUAUUCUUUGAUACUUUAGUGCUGUAAGCUUUCUUCUUAAAAAGCAUUCGGCCAAACAAUCCAGAUUCAGUUAAAAAAAAAAGAUGGAGAAAAGGCAAAGAGCAAAAAUGGGGGAGGGUUGAAGUGGGGCAUGGAGUAACAAGUAAGUUGGUUUAUGUACAAGAAUGUGUGUGCCUCUGAAAGUGUGUUUGGUGUGUGGGAAGGAGAGUGCAAUGGUUGACUGAAAGGGAGAAGUACCUCUGGGGUUUUAUGAACUCUUCUCUUGGCAGGUGCUUUACUCUCUUUGAGAAUUAGAGUUUAUUAAUUGAUUUUUCACACUAUUUGUAUUGCUCAUUUGUAUGGAAGCACAUUUUGAAAAUAAAGUGACAAAAAGAAUUUUCAUGAAAA
Molecule: messenger RNA, 4914 nt
Organism: Monodelphis domestica (gray short-tailed opossum)
Lineage: Eukaryota; Metazoa; Chordata; Mammalia; Didelphimorphia; Didelphidae
Source: RefSeq, a predicted model, not a curated record